AUGGCCCAAGAAUUAAAAGACCUAUGCCAAUUGCUUUUUCCGGAAUCCAGUGAAGAAAAUGCUGAAAGCUUCAGCGAUAUCACCGACUACAUAAAAAAGUUGGGUUCCCAAAAUUGGGAAUACAUUCGGAAGGAACCAGAACGGUUGACUGAUGAGAUGAAACAGUUGACAGAACAGACUCAAGAAUUGGCAUUUACCAACUACAAGACAUUUGUAGACACUGCAGAGAUCUCGCGCACAAUCAUAAAUGACCUAGCUAAGUCCAAAGAAUCACUGUCAUUUUUCUUAGAAAAUACACCAAGUUUUUUACAAGAAUGUGAAAAGUUUUCUCAAGUUGCUGGUAGCAUUGUCAAAGAGAAGAGUCACUACAGUACAUUACGUAAUCAAAGUGAUAAAUUACUGGAGCUAUUGGAGUUACCAUCUUUAAUGCGAGAAGCUCUCAAUGCUGAGGACUAUGAAAGUGCUUUAGACAUAUUCACAUUUGUUCGUAACCUGUCCAAAAGAUAUUUUGAAAUACCAAUAGUGCAGAACACAACUUCUGAGAUAAUGACUUUAUGGUUUGAAACUCUGUACCAUCUCUUUAAUCAGUUACGGUAUGAUUUACCUCUACCUCAAUGCUUGCAAAUUUUAGGAUAUCUCCGUAGAGCAAACACAGUAUACAACUCAACAGAUGAUGAUGAAAGUAGCCUAUAUACAAGUGUUAUUAAAACUAACACUGUAGCAGCUGCUGAUGGCCUCCAUUUGCAUUUUCUAAAAGCAAGAAACGCAUGGUUUGAAAAGGCCUUAGAGGAUGCCAAGAAUACUGAAACUUCGGAUAGAUUGUUAAGGAGAAUUGUGGAACUACACAGGAUUCAUCUGUUCAAUGUGUUGACUCAGCACAAAUCUAUAUUUUUGUCUGACUCUCAAGAAUCUAAAAUCAAAGAUGAUGAAUUGAGUGGCACAAGUGCUUUAUCAUGUUGGUUGAAAUUAAAGGUGGAGACACUGGCUCAAAUCUUGAAUGAAGGCUUGCCAAAAGAAGAUGAAGCCAGUUUUGAGUCACUUAUAAACCAGUGCAUGUAUCUUUGUUUAUCCUUUGGAAGAGUUGGUGCAGAUAUGAGAUGUGUAUUGACACCUCUGUUCCGAAAUAACAUUUUAACACAAUUUCAUAAUGGUCUUGACAAAGCUGAUUAUCAAUUUGAACAUCAGAUGCGAUCAUAUAAAGUUCCUAGUAUCAAAAACGUACCUCGGCCAAUAAAUGACAGUAUUUCUACUGGUCCACCAGAGAAUUUAUUGGAUUACUACCCUUUGGCUGAGUAUUGCAAUGGAAUGCUCACAGUGCUAAAUUGUAUGAGAGUUACAGCUCCAUUAAACAUGGUCAAGGAGGUAUACAAUGCUUUCAGAGAAUCAUUUGGCAAAGCUGGUCAGGUCCUGUUAUCAUUCUACUAUCGUGAACAGCAAAGUUUCACUGAUAUUGAAAGACAGAAUUUUGUGUCACUUUGUGUAUGUUUCUCUGAAGAUUUAGUGCCUUAUAUUACAAAGUGCCUCUCGCAAUCUUUUCCUUCGACCCAGAUCGCAGAACUGCUGGGUGUCACAUUAUCUGUUCUACAAGAGAGUAAUAUUUUGCAUAUAGACCAAAGAAAAGUCUGUGAACCAUUAAAUUGUGUAACUGGUAUCAGUUUGAAUUAA
Arctia plantaginis is the source of this 1665-nucleotide messenger RNA. The record is from the annotation of a GenBank genome assembly. NCBI's taxonomy places the organism in Eukaryota, Metazoa, Arthropoda, Insecta, Lepidoptera, Erebidae.